GACAUAGUGAGUAGCUCAGGCUGGCUGGUAGGCAAUAGCCUUAUAUCUACAUCUAUUUUUAAUGUUUCUCUUUUGUAUGACUUAAGCUUGUCACAUUUGCAUCUAACAAGUUAAUUUUCAGCUUACGAGAAAAACAUGUAUCAUUUGAUAAUCAUCUGUGUCUAAAAGAAAUGUUUUGGCCAAUUUGUUUUCAUUCAACAUAUACAUUUCCUAUUGUCAAAUUUGUGUUAUCUUAAAAGAUUCUUAAUAAAACCAACAAUAUCAGGAAAGUAACAAAGUACCUGGUAAAAUAAAUACUUUCACCUUAGGUAUGAAUCCGCCACACAAUGACCAAGUCUGCAGCACAUGGGGUAACUUCCACUACAAGAACUUUGAUGGAGACAUCUUUCAGUUCCCUGGCUCCUGCAACUACCUGUUUGCCUCCAACUGCAAAAAUAACUAUGAAGAUUUCAAUAUUCAGAUAAGACGAACUGCAGAGAAUACCACCAUUUCAUAUGUGAUCAUGAAGAUUGAGGGACUUGUCAUUGAAAUGAAAAAAGGAAACGUCUCUGUGGGAGAUGAGCAGUAAGUCUAGCAUUGAAGGAACCACUGUUGUAUUAAAGACUUCUAAGGCUCCACCUGGAUUGCCAAAAAGAGGUCUCUUUAUAGAAAUCACCAGAUUUGUUGAAAGGUUUUUUGUUUAUUGGAAAAUUAGAUGGCAUAUCAUAGCAGCACAAAUUAUUUAACUAAAAUUAUAUAGACUCAAUAAAAAAAUGUGAUAAUGGCCUGACAAGGAAAAAAAUACAGCAAUCUCUGGUAUAUUGUGUCCCACUUAGAGAUAGAUAAUAUGUCCCCAAACCAGGUGGCAUUAUACACCAAUAUAAUAAUAUAGAAAUACAAAUACUAGUUAGGAAAUGCAUGGGCAUUUCUAGAUACAGUAAUUGCAAUUUUGUAGAUAUUUUUUUAAAAGCCCUGGAUGCUUUCUUUUGAAAAUAACAAAACAAAAGAAUAUUCAAGAAUAAAAUUAAUAGAUUUGUGCAAAAAUGUAUUCCAGCCUGUACCAACAAGCUAAAUGCCUUUUAAUCUAUAUCCAGAGAAAUCAAUUAAUCUGAGAUUUACCUGUGUAUUUAAAGAAUAAGUGAAUCUCUAACUAGUCGACUUAUCCAGAUAUGGAUUAAAAUGCGUUUGCCAGAACCAAUAUUUUACAAAGGUCUAAUAAUUUGCUUGUAUUUGAACAGGUUGUUGAUCUGAAAUCCGAUAAUCAUUAUGGAGUCAAGAAUGAUUUUUCCCCUUUUUUUGGGAUAAUUGUCCAUCACUCCAGAUUGGAUUUUUGUCUUGUUCAGGAUCAACAGCAUAAAAAUAUAUGUUUUAAACAUUGAGCUUCAUGCAGUGCAAUCUUUUAUUCAAAGUUAUUAUGUAAGUAUGCUACUAAAUCUACUACCUUUUGUAUUUUCCAGAGUCACUCUUCCAUACAGUCAGUUCGGGGUACAAAUACAACAGAACAGUGUAUAUGUGAAGGUCACUGCUAAACUUGGACUGGUCAUCAUGUGGAAUGAAGAUGAUGCCCUCAUGGUGAGAUGGAAUGGGUUUUGCACCUUGAGUUCUUUGACACAAGGGUGUUUUAGCCCAAAUUACUUGUUAUUGAUUAACCCACUACAUCUAGUUUCCAAUUAAUGAACAUCUACUCAUGGGGUUAUAUAUAAAAGCUGUCUGUUUUGAAAAUGGGGAGAGUCACCAAAGCAAUGUGACUGCUAGUUUGCCAUGGUGACUCUCUCAAUUUUCAGAACACAAUGUUUUAUACAUGGCUUGCAACAUUUCUCCCAUCCCUACAAAUAUUCAUAGUAAUCUCUUAUUUCUAGCUGGUCCUGCCCUCCAAAUACAACGGCAGCACAUGUGGGUUAUGUGGAAAUAUGAAUGGGUUGAAGCAAGAUGAAUUCAUUAUUAAUGGUGAGUUUUCCAUGUUUACAUGUGCCAACAGUUAAGUUCGUGCUGACAUUCAGCAAGAUGAGCUAAUUAGAGCUCUUUACCUAUAAUAUCAGAGAAAACAAAAUACAAAAAGUCGUUUGAAAUUUCAAUGGUGAUAUUUCUUUGUAUUCUUGUAGAUAUUCCACUGACCCCUCUGCAAUUUGGAAAUCUUCAAAAACUGGAUGGACCAACAGAACUAUGUGAAGAUAUUAAUCCAGGUGCCCCUAAAAACUGCAGUGACCUGGUAAGAUGUCAACAUUAUAAUGCCCAUUAUCUUCUUGGGUCAGUAGUGAGCUUUAAAUUCAUAAUACAUUUCCAUAAAUCUUUUGGCAAUUAGAGAGCACUAUUUCAAGCCAGUUCCAGUCAGCAAUGUGUCCUGACUGCGUCAUCUAAUUAAUUGGAAGGUAGACAACAAAAUAGGACAGCAAGAGAACAGCCAAGUUGCGAGUUUUGAGAGAGUUACACCAUAUUAGCUAUUGUCAAAAUUAUGGGAUUCAGUUUUCGAUUCACUACAGUUCGUUGUUUAGUGGAUAAAUGCAUGUUAAAAUAUGCAUUUUUUUUUCAAUCAGCACAAGUUUUCUUCUUCCUUGUAAAUGUGGGGCUUGGCUGUGGGUGACCAGGGACUCUCAUUUAGUUUAACACUGCUCAAAGAUGGUUUAACACUGAGUGGUGGGACAGCACUAGAGGACUACAUGAACUAUAACCAAUUUAAUGGGAUGAAAUGGUUAUAGUGCAUACAGUAUUUCUUUUUAAAAAUGCAACAUAUACUUAAACAAUAAUAUUUAAAUACCAAAGUAGUUAAAAUAUCCAAUUGCUGAAACUUCAGUUGUCAAUUAAAGAUAGAAAAUAUAAAUAAAAUAAAAGAGGGAUGGACGGGGACUCUCCUUUUCUGUAGAUUAGUAAAGUAAUAGUUUCUACUAAAUAAGAAAUAUGCUAUUUCUAUUUUUUUAUUUUUAAUUGUGACUAUUUUUUAAAAAAUGAAUUGAAAAUAACCAAAAUGUUUUAACGACACAAAGAUUUGACAAAUGAAAGGGUGCUAGAGUUCUAUUACCAGAGUGGCCAAAGUCUAUAGCACAUCUCCCUCCAUCUUGACAGGAAACAGGAAAUGUUUUAAUUCAUGUCUGAAGCAUUUCAUUUAUGUCCUAUAUCAAUAUUCUACUCUUAAUCCCACAAGCUACUAUGUUAUAAAGACAUAUUCUAUUUUAUAAUAGAAUAAAAGAGUAAUCAUCAAAUCUCGCUCCAACAGCAAGAAACAUGCUUUAGAAUGCUCACCAGUCCAGCCUUCAUUGACUGUAACCAACGACUCCCAGUAGAUCCAUAUGUGGCUUCCUGCAUGUUGGAUCUGUGCAGCUGCACAACUUCUUUUGAUGCCUCCUGUUUCUGUGACACUCUGGCUGAGUACUCACGUCAGUGCGCCCAUGCUGGUGGCAGACCCCAAAAUUGGCGAAAGAAUACUGUUUGUGGUAAAUACCCUCUGACAGCUAGUACAGCUGAUAACAUAUUUAUUGGAAGUGUGAAAAUUGAUGACUUUGCAUUCUCCAUUAAUUAAUGAUGUUUUUUUUUUUAUUUUGGUAGGAGCCAAAUGUCCAUUGAAUAUGGAAUAUAUGGAAUGUGGGUCACCGUGUACGGACACCUGCUCUAAUCCUGACAGGGCACUGGUUUGUGAAGAACAUUGUAUCGAUGGAUGCUUUUGUCCUCCAGGUAACCUACCUAUUCAUCUGAAAAUAGAACCAAAUAGGGGUUAUCUUUAACUUUAAGAAAAUAUAAUUCUACAUUAUAUAGUUUAAGGAAAAGAAUUAAGGAAGAAAUACUGUGAUCCCUUGUUUAAGUCUUCUGAUUAAAUAUUCAUUCUUUAUGUUUGAUCCACAAGUAAUAUAUCAUUUUCUUAAAGGAACUGUAUUGGAUGAUGUUGACAACAGAGGAUGUGUCCCACAAAGUGAAUGCUCUUGUACACAUAACAACCAGAAGUACGCACCAGGAGAAUCCUACAGCACCAACUGCCGCACCUGGUAAGUAGCAAAUUCCAUUUGCCCAAUAUUUUCGUCUUACGUUAUUUCUCUCUGUCUUGAUGUAUCCCUGUUACAGCCUCGCAGCCACCAUUAUAAGUAAUUUAUCCCUCAGCUGUCCUUCGAUCAACAUAUUAUGCAUUCCUCCCAAAUCCAAUCUUGUUAACAUUAGCAGGUUGUGUUUUAUCUUGUCUUCCUGCUUUUGAAAGUCUUGCUUUUCCUACUACUUUGAGAUAUGUACAGGAUGGCAUUUCAUUAUAUGAUCCCAUACUUCCUCUGAUGUUUUAUUGUUGAUGUCAGUGCAUUUUUUCUAUAUCAGUACCUGUACAGGAGGUCAGUGGAGCUGCACAGACUUUGACUGUCCUGGACAUUGUUCUCUGGAAGGAGGUUCUCAUUUCAACACCUAUGAUGGAGGUCACUUCACCUUCCAUGGGGACUGUAGUUAUAUAUUUACUAAGGUGAGAAUUUUCAACUCAUAAAUUGCCAAGACCCUGACAGAGAAGGAAGAAGACCACCACCCAUUAUUAACUUUGACACUUUGACAUGUUUUCUUAUCAGGACUGUGACACAAACACAUUCACUGUCCUGGCCGAUUUGCGGAGAUGUGGUGUCACUGACACAGAGACCUGCCUGAAGAGCAUUACCCUGUCUCUGGAAAAUGGAACCACUGUGAGUCAAAAGUCACUUUAUUAACUAUAACAGAAUUGUAAGAUAAGAUUGAUGUAUUUAAUAAGAAAAAUUUAAAUACUGAGCAUCUCUCUAUAUUGUUAUAGUUUUCUGUAUCUCUUUUUUUAAUAGGUUGUCACUGUAAAAUCAACUGGUACAGUUCUCCUGAAUGGCAUCUAUGCUCAAUUACCACUGGCUACAGGUACAGUACUAUAUAAUUAUAUACAGUAUUAGUAUAAAUGAUAUAUAAAUACUAUAUAAUAAAGGAAGAUGAAAAUACAAAUCAACAAAUGAAUAAUUAGCAUUGGUAUUGGGUAUUUAUCUUAGCUUGAAUGUUACAGUUCCAUAGUUCUUUAUAUGAUUAAAAAGUCUUCCCCAGGAUAAAGAGGGGGUAGGUGAACUUGGAAACCCUAGCAAAGAAUGAAACAUUGUAAAAGGUACAGGCAAUGAUUAGCAAAUGGCCCUAAAGCAGGGUGGUCUGACUUUGGCCAAUCAGCUUUUGUCUGCUUUUUUGUGUCAUAAUUGCCUUUAUACCUUUAUUAUAAUGAGAUGUCCAUUCCUAAUUUACAGAUGAAACAAGGACAUGUACAGUGUUUCAGUUCUGGAGGGUAGUACUUAACUAAUUGUAAUAAUUAGAUUGACCUAUUAACCUGUUGCCAAAUCAUUUCUAGCUUUCAAAGAAACAGACAUGAUUACAUAUUUUCUGCAUAAGAAACUCUAACUUCUUAGUUCAUAACCUUAUUUAACACUAAAGUAACUUGGUUAGUGCUUAUAUAGUGCUGGUAGUGUGCUUGGUUCUGCGCUGAACGUCACAGUUACUACUCAUUGCUACAUUUUUCUCAUUAUCCAAUUAUCACAUUUUGUUUUUCAGAAAGCGUUAUUGUGUUCCAGCCAUCCUCAUUCUACCUGAUUAUUCACAGCAUUAAUGGCUUACAGAUUGAAGUUCAAUUGGUCCCACUAAUGCAGAUCUUCGUCACUCUGGAUCAUAACUUUCUCGGUGCAACAUGCGGUAAAUAAAUACUCCUACCCUUAGAGAUAUAUGACUAGAAUAAGCGAUGCAUCUUCCUAAUUGUAAUUAUCUCUAAGCAUUUCACAGGAACACUUAAGGCCUCCUGAUACUUUGCGGCAUCAAGAUCUUGUAACAAAUGUAGAAUACUCAUAGACAUGUCAUCAAUUUCCACUUGAAUAAAAGAGAGGGCUACAAAGUCUAUUAGAUUAACUUUGUAGAGGUAAUAAGCCAUAGAUACCAUGUAACGUCAAAAACAUGAACUUUAAAGGGACACAGAGAACGUGUAGCUUUAACAUAUUUAGCAAUUUGUAUUUACUGGCCUUCUAUUAUUAUAAUGCAAAAUAAAAUAAUAAGCACUUCUUUUGUUUUUGAUGAUAGGUCUCUGCGGAAAUUUUAACAAUAUUCGUACAGAUGAUUUUCGAUCUCUAAGUGGUGUAUUGGAAGGUACAGCUGCAGCAUUUGCCAACACAUGGAAGAGUCAAGCAGAUUGUGACGAUAUAAAGGACAGCUAUGAAGAUCCAUGUACACUCAGCAUUGCAAAUGGUACGGAGGCUUUCAGAUCAAUUAUCGUGCAUUGACCUAGGCUCACUGAGAAAUGCUGCAAGACGCAUUGUCUUUAUAAACUGCAUUAGUGUAUGACAAUUCAUCAUGUUACAGAAACUUACCGUUUUCACAAUACACUUUUUUCACAACCCCUUUUGUUUCACUUAAGUAUUUUAGAAGUAUUGAUUUUAUUCAUUCCCAAUUCCCGUUUACUGAAACACUUCCUUUCCACUAGAACUAAGAAACCAAAAAUGUUUUUCAUUUUUUCUGCAAAUAGAAAAAGUAAAGAUUAUUGUGUCUUAUUUAUUCAUACUUAACAUGUUUACAUAUCUGUAAAUAUAUUGUGUUGCCAUUUAAAUAUGUUCAACACAUACUGUCUGCCAUUUUUUCUAACAGAGAAGUAUGCUCGCUACUGGUGCUCCUUGCUCUUAGACCCCAAAGGACCCUUUUCUCCCUGCCACGACACAGUGAACCCAAAGGUCUAUGUAAAGGUGGGUGACAUAUCCUUUUUCUGCCACUGAAUAAUAAUGAAUAAGGAACUUGAACUUAAACUUAACUCAAUUGGAUAUGUGGUAUCUCUGAUGUACGUUUAAAUAAUUUCUCUUUGUAACACUGAGCACUGUAUUGUUCUGUAUUUUCUACACAGAAUUGUAUUUUUGACAGCUGUAAUUAUGAGAAGAGUGACGACAGUGUCUGCGCAGCUUUUUCAUCCUAUGUCCGAGCAUGUGCUGCUGAGGGGAUCACAUUGGUUGAGUGGAGAGGUCAAAUCUGUGGUGAGUUAUAGGGUUAUUUCCAUAAUUUUCCACAGCACUUACACGAUACAGGAAAUUGUGCAUCUAAAGUACAUGAUACAUAUCACUGCUCACAGAUCCCUAUUUUACUGUAUAAAUGCAUUUGUUGAGAAAUCUUCAUAUUGCAGGAUUCCUUAAUUUCAUUUUAUGCGAUUCUUGCUUCCUCAAUACAUUUUUAUCCCCAACCAUAACACAUCUAUAGAUGGCACUUUGAGUGUGUUCAUUGUAAUGCCCUAACUGAUUUCUUCACCUGUAAAAAUGUGCUCAUUGAGGUUUUUUUUACAUAGCUACUUUUAUUUCAAAUAGUUUUAAGUUGCUGAUCCACCAGUUUUAAGUUUGACGCUGAGAGACAUAUCUCAGAGGCAACCAUGAAACAAUUUAGCUGAUACAUUUUAGUAAGUUGACCAUUGUUAGCCACUGUUGCAAGCAGAACCUGAAUAUCUAUAUUUCCUUGUAGAUAAAUAUACUCAGAAUUGUCCCAAGAACUCUACCUACCAGUACACUAUAAGCUCUUGCCAGAAAACUUGUCGCUCGCUUAGUGAACCUGACCCAACUUGUGCUGUCAAGUACAAUCCCCUGGACGGCUGUGGGUGUCCCGAUGGAACAUUUUUAGAUGAAAGUGGAACCUGUGUAUCGGCCAAAGAUUGUCCCUGCUUCUACAAGGGAUCAGCAAUGCCUGCUGGAGAGGUCAUCUUUGACAAUGGAGCCAUGUGGUAAGCAACAGAACAGUUUUAAAAUGAAUAAGCUAAUAAUAAAAAAAGGUCAAUAGAUGCAUUUUUACAUGAUUUGGCGUCCAUGGCUGGGUCAUGGGGAAUAGGUAUAUGUGGAAGAGCUUUUAUACCGGUAUGUUAUUCCUAACUAAGUGUAUGACUUGUACUACCUCUGCAAACUCCCUUCUAGUAGGGCUUUUUAUUAACCCUUUCUUUUUUAAAGUAAAAUGUCUCAGCUCUGAUACCAUUGCUGAUGUUGUUGAGUUUUGUUAUACAUUGUCAAUUUACAUAAAGAUUUUAGAAAGGUCAGUGUGACCUGCAACAGCUCCUAGAUGUCACAAUAACUCAAUUACAAAACUAUGCUGUUCACCUGAUCUCAAGUUCUUUGUAAGUUCAAAAGAAAAGGUUAUGACUGGUUAAGAUGAGUCUUGGUUAACCUGCUAUAUACAAGAACAUAAACGCUACCCUCUUUUGUAUCUGUAUAGUUUUCCCUACCAUCUCCAAUAGAGAGUGUUCUGAUUAUUGAGAACAUGCUGUGUCUUUGGCUUUAACCAAAUUCAUUUUGUUUGACUUAAUUACAGCACAUGUCAAGGUGGCAGACUGAACUGUGCUGGGAGUGCACCAAGUUUGUAUAAAGGUAAUUAAAAAUGCAUAUUGUAUAGGGCACGCACUACAGAGCAACAUUCAGAAUUGUUCCAGUUCAUAUUUGUUUUUUGUAAUUUGUGUUUUAUGUAACCCAGGUAAAACACAUAUAACACUUUUGCAGUAUUACAAAAAUAUAGUUUCAGAAGUCAUUUUAGACAUUUUAAAGAAUCAAGACAGAGUCCAUGACAAAAAGAAAAAUUCACUUUAAAAAUGUUGACAUGAAAACGCUGAUGUUUAAAUAGCAAACAUCAUAAAGCAAGGUAUAAAAAACUGCAUUCAAAAGGUCAGAGCGCCACCACAAGACAAUUAAUAUUGAUCUGUGUCUGUUAUGACACACAGCAGAGUUCCAGCCAGCCCUCAUGAACAGCAGAAUAAUCCAACUCAAAGCCUCUCUAACUCUAAUUCUAACCCGAAGUGUAACCCUAGUGGUGCAGUAAUGAUAAUUUGCUCUUUUCAACACAGGGCCAAAUUAGAGUCUCUUAACAGCAUUAACGGACACUAUAGUUACCAGAACCACUACAGCUUAAUGUACAAUAUACAGCUUAAUGUACGUUUACAGCUUAAUGUACAAUAUACAGCUUAAUGUACGUUUACAGCUUAAUUUACGAUAUACAGCUUAAUGUACGUUUACAGCUUAAUGUAUAGUAUACAGCCUUAUAUAUAGUAUACAGCUUAAUGUAUAGUAUACAGCUAAAUGUACAGUAUAUAGCUUAAUGUACGGUAUACAGCUUAAUGUACAGUAUACCGCUUAUUGUAUAGUAUACAGCCUAAUAUAUAGUAUACAGCUUAUUGUACAGUAUAUAGCUUAAUGUACGGUAUACAGCUUAAUGUACAGUAUACAGCUUAUUGUAUAGUAUACAGCCUAAUAUAUAGUAUACAGCUUAUUGUACAGUAUAUAGCUUAAUGUACGGUAUACAGCUUAAUGUACAGUAUACAGCUUAUUGUAUAGUACACAGCUUAAUGUACGAUAUAUAGCUUAAUGAACAUUUACAGCAUAAUACAGGAUAUACAGCUUAAUGAACGUUUACAGCCUAAUGUACGAUAUACAACUUAUUGUAUAGUAUACAGCUUAAUGCACAGUUACUCAGACGGCCACUAGAGGUGUUUUCUGGGCCAGUGCUGCUCAGUGUGCUGUGCAUGGAAACACUGAACACUCCCCAUAGUGAUGCAUUUAUUUAAAACUUGUCUACGAGGAGAUGCUGAUUGGUGCAGUGUGGCCGUUUGCUGCGCAUGUUUAAUAGCCUCCCAAAACAUUCCAAUGGGAAAGCAUUAGAUUAGAUUUAUUUCAGCCAUGGAUGUGGAAUCAGCCGUGGCGAGACCACCGCAGAAUUGGGAAAAAGGCGAGUAAAACCACCUUUUUACGACACAGAAUGGGGACCAGUAUUCUAAACGGCCACUUCAGCGCUAUAGUGUCAGGAAUACAUGUUUGUUAAGCUUUUAACACACUCCUUAGCCACUACUGAGUGAGAGAUUUCCUAAUUACACCAAAACAAUAUAAUUCUCUUCCUUUAUUACAGAAUGCCCUGAUAACAUGGUAUAUGUUGAUUGUGCCAAUGUAUCAAUGGGAGUCGAGUGUCAGAAAACAUGUCAGACAGUAGACUUGGAUUGUGUAAGUAAAUAUGCUUCAUAUAUGAAUAUAAUAUUUAUUAAGGAACAGCAAAAUAAAAACAAACACUGUUUUAGCGUUAACAUAUGUUUAAAAAUAAUGCAUAAAUAAAAACAUUAACUUAACUGCCGUCUCACCCUCCUUCCGGUGGGAAAUGUCAGAGUCAGAAAUCUGAUUUCAUGACUCAGAAAGGCAACACAUCAGAUUGUGCUGAUCCUACUGAAUAUAGACGGUUAGGAUGUAUUAGAAGUUUGUGAGUUGGGUAGAUAUUAGUACUUGGAGAAUAGACAUUUAGCCUGAGACCAGGCCGAAAACUUUUUGGGUUAAACUUGACAAGUUCUCAGCUAUGCUCAUCCAUGCUAAAUGUUUAGAACAAAUACAUUGGUGUAGGCAGAAAUGACCGGGGGUGGAUCCCAACCUGGGAACUGUCUCUCCGCGAGGUAGACAUCUGAGAGGCAUGACAUUAAAUGAAUUAAAAACAUUUCCAGUCUUUGCCAGUAAGUGUCACUCACACAUCUUCCAACAUGGAGUAGAUGAUAUCAAUGUAUUUUAUCAUUCGAUAUAAACUCAUGUUAAACUAUUUUUUUUUAUCUAUAGUUCAGCAUUCAAUGUGCCUCUGGCUGUGUCUGUACUGAUGGGCUGGUGCUCAAUAACAAUGGCAGCUGUGUGCCUAAAACAGAGUGUCCUUGUUUGUACAAUGGUGAAGUUUACCAUAGUGGGGAGAUUAUUCAACAAGACUGUAAUACAUGGUAAGCCACAAGAUAAUAUGCAUCCCUUAUAUUACAACAGUUGCAAUAUGCAGAAUGACCAGUAGACAUCAUCAUUACACCAACAUUUUAUCUAAACAACAACAUACACAAAGGAGGAGUAGUACGAGAUGAAUAUCACUCCAAAAGGAACAUAAUGACCUUUGAGAAUUGAUUUGUUUUGUCUUUUUAAACAAAAUUAUAAUUUAGCAUUAUUUUUGCUAUUACAUACUCCUGGAAUAAUUGUCGUAAAAAAACUGGAAAAAAAAAACUUUUUAAAUAUUUUUAAGAAAAUAUAAAUGUUAUGGAUUUGCUGUUUCAGUACCUGUAAAAGCAGGAAGUGGCAGUGUACAAAGAAAGAAUGCCAUAGGACCUGUGUGGUAUAUGGGGAAGGACACUACGUAACCUUUGAUGGAAAACGAUUCGAUUUCAGCGGUGACUGUGAAUAUACUGUGACUCAGGUAUGAAAAAAGACGAAUAUACCAUCAUGAUCUGAGUAUAUAACCAGGACACAGUUGAGUUCCCGUAGAACAAUAUGCACCAGGCAGAUGUUAGAAACACAGCCUCUCUAGUAUUUUACGCAAUUUAUUUUUUGUUACUGACUUGCAUUGCGGGCAAAAUUCUUUUUCAUUGUAGAAUGCCAUUUUCCUAUGUAACAAUUCAUUUCUAAAACAAAAAUUAAAAAACAACAACAGAGACAGAGUCCAUUUCUUUACAGCACCACAUUUAAUGUUGAUAUUUUAUGGCAUUUUCAUUUCUUCCUCCUUUAUCUUUAUUUUUCUUUUGAAAUGACUGAUAAUACAUGACGUGGUAUGGCCAUUCUCUUCCAGGAUUUUUGUGCUUCUAACUCAGGAAAUGGGACAUUCCGUGUGAUCACCGAGAAUAUUCCUUGUGGAACAACUGGGGCUACCUGUUCAAAGGCCAUCAAAGUGUUUUUGGGAGUAUGUACAAAGAAAUUAAGGGCUCUUUACAAUGCUUAAUGUAAAAAAUUAAAAAAAAAAAAGUUCAUACAACUUAGUGUCCCUCCAUAUAACUGUUUGAAAAGCCUCUUCCUAUCGUCCAAUAUAAACUCUCAUUGUCACACCAUUGAUUGCUCUCAUUAACUGAUUUUAAAAACUCUCUUGUCUCAAUAAAUCGCGCUACUGCAUGGUGCAAUCUUCGUAUUUUAUCGUAUAACUCAAGAUUAAUGUUCCCUUAAAUUGUUAUACAGUUCCUUGCAACUGUUCUCUAAGCCGCAUUUCUUUCUUUACAGAACUAUAUUUCUAUAACUAUAAAUAUAAAUGUUCUGAUCAAACUCAACUUAUUGCUCCAUAUAGUUUGUCCUCCCACAUGUUGUAUCAAACAAGUGUUGUUUGCUACAAAUAAUUGCUCUUCUUAAGGCCACAGCUCCAUGUAACCACUCUGUAUAAUUUAUUGCAUUGCUCUAUACGUCCUUUCCUUCUAAUCCCUCUUACAACUACAUAUCCUUAGUAUACAUCCUGAUAUAAGCAUUUCAUAUAACGUCAUGAUUAUGAAUAUCAACUGACUAAUAUUCCUUCAACUCUUCCUUUUGAAAAGUGACCCACCUCCUUGUAACCUACCUUCUCCCUAAAUGUACACAAAUCAACAUUUUUACUGAUACCUUCAUGUUAUAACCUAGAGACUUUCAAUGAUACCCAAUCAGCCAUAUUUAUAUGGGAUUAUAUCUGCUCAUUGGGUAUAUAUGGCCAUUUUUUGUAACACAAUAAAUGUAUCUUUAACGAUGGCAACAUCCAUUCCAUGUUCACCAUUUGACUUUUAUAUGUAAUAAUAUUUCAGAACUUUGAGCUGAAGCUGAGCGAAGGAGUCUUUGAAGUUGUGGAGAGAGACAGUGGAAGUGAUGUUCCUUACCAAAUCAGACAGAUGGGGAUCUACUUUGUAAUCGAGGCAAAGAAUGGACUCAUUCUCAUGUGGGACAAAAAAACUAGUAUCUUAAUUAAACUCAGCCCUGAAUUCAAGGUGAGUAGCAAUACAAUUCCAUCUGCCCCUCAUUACAUUUUUGUACAUGAUUUUCAAUACAAUUCCAACUACACCUAUUGGGGAGACCAAAGCUCUCUGCAGGGUUUCAAAUCACCGCAGACCAUUGCUAAGUAAAUUUGCUAUGCUCUAUACGGGUAAUACUAUUCAUACUAUUUGAUAGAUUUGGGUAGCAAAAAGUGAAAAUACAUAAUAGAAGAGAGGACGUUGAGGGAAUCAUAGCUCAUAAUGAAUGAACGUUAAAUAGCAAAUUCUACAGUGACACAUAAAGCCCAAGAUAAAUGGUCACAAAAACAGAUAUUCAAAUAGCUGAAUUGUUUUCAUUGUAAAAAAUAAUCUUACCAUCCUAUGCAUUGUUUUCUACCAGGGACAAGUUUGUGGUCUCUGUGGCAACUAUGAUGGCAGUGUGUCCAAUGAUUUUACCACAAGGAGUCUGUCAGUCGUGGUCAAUGUACAAGAGUUUGGGAACAGCUGGAAGGCAUCACCCAUCUGCCCAGAUGCACAACCUCUAAGAGACCCUUGUAUUACAAAUCCAUACAGAAGGACCUGGUCACAGAAACAUUGCAGCAUUAUUAUGAGCCCUGUCUUCUCUAAAUGUCAUGGCAAGGUUAGUCACCAAAACACACAAAACAUACAGAGUUUAAAGCACUUUACAGAGCAAUUAGCAAUUAUUCAGACAUUGCUGAGAUUAAACAACGUGAUGGCGUACAAUCAAAGUAGUCUGAUAAUGGCAUCUCAUCAGGUAUGGGUACACUGUUGGGCCAGAGGGGAAAAAGUGGAUGAACUGGGGAGUAAUGGGUUCAGAUGUGUUGGAUUGAGAUGGAAAGCUAUAGAAAACACUAUUUGAGGUUCAGGUACAGGUUUACGUGAAAGGAACCCUCAUAUUCUUUUAUUUAUUUAUUUUUAAUUAGAUGUACUCUUUUCAUUUAGAUCAUGGGCCCCAGCUUUGGUUUUAACUAAAAUAAACAUUAAAAGUACCUUAAACUUAGCUGAAAUCCAGUGCUGGGAAAGGUUUGUCAUAGUAGACACGCAGUCAUCAGUACUAAAAUAUGUAUUGCCAAGUGGACAUGUGCUCAUUAGGGUGUAGUGGCUUUGGUGCCCACCUGUGUAGGAGGUUUUUAACAGAUUCUUAAAAGAAAUAAUGGAAAGAGAGGUGCCUACUUGUAUAUAACCAGGAGAAUUGUUUUUUCACAAAAGCCUUUCCAGGGCACCAACAGCAUGUUCUAUGCUCGUAAAAUAGUUUUUAUUAUAUUAAUUUUCCAGGUUGAUCCCAGCCCAUUCAAUGAAGCAUGUGUCCAAGACACUUGUGCUUGUGACUCAGGAGGAGAUUGCGAGUGUUAUUGUACAGCUGUAGCAGCUUAUGCUGCAGCCUGUAAUGAAGCUGGAAUCUGUGUUGCAUGGAGGAGCCCCGACAUUUGCCGUAAGUUACACCCCAAAAAUGUUCCAACACCCCAAACUAUGGUUAUCACUAGAAAAUAACAUUUUAUGGGAAGUAAUAUCUAUAUGAGAUGGACGGAUACGAUGUAAAGGAAUAGUAUGUUGAAAAAUAUAUAUCAGUUUAUAAAGUUAGAGUGUUCUUAAUUUACUUCAAAUUAGAUUUAAAUGUAAAAAAGGUACUAAAAGCUAUAAAAUGUACUUCUAUUCCAGGGCCAGGACAGCUCCUUGCUGCAGCCUGAUUUUCAGAGAAUGAAGUCAUUAAUAUACAAAAUAGAAUAGGGGAUGAUCUGCUAAAUAUAGAUGAAAUGGAAAAACAUAGCCUAUGUUUGCAUAUCAAUGAAGUCAUUAAUUCUGAUGACUCUUGCCCAGUCAGAUGCUUUUCAUAGAGAAUCAUUGACGACACAUGGCAAAUGCUCAGUCAUCGCUGCUCUCUGCCAAUUCAAUGCUUCUCUAUAAUUUUAGCCACAAUAAGACUUAACUCUAGUGGCUAUCUAUCUGACAUGUUUUAGGCUAAAUGUAAACUGUUCUAGCAAACCACUACAUUGUCAGACAAGCAGGCGGCAUCUGUGUGCCCAAAACACUAUAUUAAGAUGUACUGGUUUUGAUGCUUAGAACGUCCCUUUAACAAACCAACAAGGAAUCAGCUGAUUGGCGAUAGUGAUAAAUUAAUUUAAUAUUUUCACAAAAUAUUCAAAGACCAGUUUGUAUCUUUGUUAUUGCAAUUGGCUUGCUCCCUAUAAAAUUAUUUUUACAAGAGAAAGAAGGAGCUAGAAAGAGAGAGGAAUGGAAUAAAUUUUGACCAGAAACCUUUUCAGUCCACCAGGAUAUCUCUCAUCUAACUCUCGGAGUAAUGACAUGGCUAUGGUCCUUUUUCUCUGAGAGUAUUUCAACGUUUAGAAUUUUGAGCUCUCGGUACCUAGAGGAAUUUAAUUUACUUUUGACCUUUUUUCCAGCCCUUUUCUGUGAUUACUACAACCCGGAAGGAGAAUGUGAGUGGCAUUACAAACCAUGCGGAUCUCCAUGCAUGAAGACUUGCAGAAAUCCAAGUGGGAAUUGCAUGAACCAACUGCCAGGUUUAGAAGGUAUCUAAAAAUCUAUGUGAGAGUUGUCACAAAUGACACGGUAUGUGUUGAUUGCAGUGAUCUUUUUAUGUGAUCCUUUUGUAUUUUAACUACUUUCACAGGCUGUUAUCCAAAAUGCCCUAAUUCCCGUCCUUUCUUCGAUGAGGAUAUCAUGAAGUGUGUUGCACAGGCAAACUGUGGAUGCUAUGAUGAUGAUGGCAAACGCUAUAACGUUGGAGACAUGGUGCCUUCAUACAAAAACUGUGAAUCUUGGUAA
Pelobates cultripes (western spadefoot toad) is the source of this 15436-nucleotide messenger RNA. The record is from the annotation of a GenBank genome assembly. Lineage: Eukaryota; Metazoa; Chordata; Amphibia; Anura; Pelobatidae.